UCAGGUUCUGGGGGAUAAUGGGCAGCGCUGUCUGGGACGGGUUCAGGUUCUGGGGGAUAAUGGGCAGCGCUGUCCGGGACGGGUUCAUGUUCGGCCUCAUUUACUGGAGUUUCUCUCCUCUGUCUUUUCUUUCCUGAUGAGUUUUGUUUCUUAGACCUUUUAAUUAUUUGUCCCCCAUCUUUGGACCCGCUCUGUUUUAUCGGUCUUUUUUGUAGGUGAGGUCUCCAGAGUUGACCCCAUCGCUGUCUCCAAGAAUCCUAAGGGAGAAGUCUAAUGGAUAUAAAGAUUGAGGUUAUCGAUGAAGAAGACGACGAGGAGGAGGAGGAGGAGGAGAUGUAUUUCGGGUCCGAUCAGCAGUGUAAAGAGGAGGAGACUAUCACUGAUGGAGUCAUUGAUAGAAAUCCACCUGAGAGGUGUCCCCGCCCUCUGUUUUCCCAGGACUGUCCAGAAGGAAAUGUCCCAGAGAAGCAUCAGGCUGAAGAUCUAAAUGAUAUUAAGGUUGAGGUUAAAGAUGAAGAAGAGACGGAAUUCAGAAGGGAUCAGCUGUGCAAGGACUGUCCAGAGGGAAAUGUCCCAGAGAAGCAUCAGGGGGUGGACCUGACUAUCAUUAAAGUAGAGGAUGAAGACUGGAUGAGGGAAGCGAAGGAGGAAAUGCCAGGAGGUGUUACCCCAGAAGACCCCUUGUUGUUGCUGAAUUAUAAAGUAGAAGAUGAAGACCUCUUUACCUUUACUGUCCAUCCAGGACUAUCAUAUGGUCCCGCUGAUCAUGAGGAACCUUCUCCUGACCGAUUCCAGAUUGCCACCACAAGUACAGAGCAUAGAGGGGAAAGGUUUCAAUGUGAUGAAUGUGGGAAAGAGUUCACAACCAAAUCUAAUCUUUUCGCACACAGAAGAAGUCAUACAGGGGAGAAGCCUUAUUCAUGUUCAGUAUGUGGGAAAUGUUUUACCCACAAACCAUAUCUUGCAAUACACGAGAGAAUUCACUCUGGAGAGAAGCCAUAUUCGUGUUCAGAAUGUGGGAAAUGCUUUACGAGCAAAUCGAAUCUUGUUACACAUGAGAGAAGUCACACAGGAGAGAAGCCGUACUCAUGUUCAACAUGCGGGAAAUGCUUUACGAGUAACUCAGAUCUGUUAAAACACGAGAGAAGUCACACGGGAGAGAAGCCGUAUUCCUGUUCAGUAUGCGGGAAAUGUUUCUCGCGUAAAUCCCUUCUUGUUAAACAUGAGAGAAUUCACACAGGGGAGAAGCCGUUUUCGUGCCCCGAAUGUGGGAAAUGUUUCACGGAUUAUUCAAAUCUUGUCGCGCACAAAAAAAUCCACACGGGGGAAAAACCGUACUCGUGCUCGGAAUGUGGGAAUUGUUUUACAAGUCAGUCGCAUCUUGUCAGACAUCAGAAAAUCCACACGGGGGAGAAGCCGUAUUCAUGUUCAGAAUGUGGGAAAUGUUUUAUCGCUAGAGGCAAACUAACCAUUCAUCAGAGAGUUCACACAAGGAAAAAGAAGCUUUGAUCUACAUGCAGAAAAUGUUUUAAAAGAAUCCAGAGUGGCAUUGAAAAGUGACUCUUCCCCCC
Hyla sarda is the source of this 1571-nucleotide messenger RNA. Its product is annotated as oocyte zinc finger protein XlCOF6.1-like. Bases 274 to 1509 code for a protein of 411 amino acids. Gene Ontology annotation, molecular function: RNA polymerase II cis-regulatory region sequence-specific DNA binding; DNA-binding transcription factor activity. Gene Ontology annotation, biological process: regulation of transcription by RNA polymerase II. NCBI's taxonomy places the organism in Eukaryota, Metazoa, Chordata, Amphibia, Anura, Hylidae. The transcript has 6 exons. The record is from RefSeq and is a predicted model, not a curated record.